UUCCUCUCUCUCUCUCUCCUACAAUUUUCUCUCCCAUUUCCCACUUUCCUCUCUCUAAAAACAUGUCCACUCUCAAGAAAAACAAUUUCCAUCUCUGGUUCUCAAAGCUCCGCUGCUUUCCGGCCGCCGUGAAACCCUCAUCGACGCCGCACAUGCCCAACAAAAAACCCCUUUCCAUUACCCACCUGGAAAACUCAGACAACUCCUCUACUUCCACCGCUGCUGAUGAUGGGUUUUUCUCCGACGACUCCACUUCCGAUUCCGACGCCGUCCCCGACUUCUCCGCCGCCGUAGCUUCCCAUCGUUUCUUCUUCUCCUCACCUGGCUGCUCCAACUCCAUCUUCGACUCUUCUCCCGAAACCCAUCACGGCGCCGCCGCCGACGCCGCCGUGCACGGCGGCGUCAAGGUUCGGAAGGUUUCUAUAGACCCAUUUAUCGAUUUUAGAGGUUCAAUGCAGGAGAUGGUCGAAGCAAGAGAUCAGCCAGUGGACGUCCGGCGAGACUGGCAGUAUCUACAAGAGCUUCUACUCUGUUAUCUCCAAAUCAACCCCAUUGAUACCCACAAGUUUAUAUUAAGAGCUUUCUCCGACCUCGUCGUUUCAUUGCUGGAAUCAUCGCCGGAAUCACCCUCCAACCACCAUCUCCGGCAGCACAAUAUGAACUCAAACAGCUGGUUAGUCCAAUAACAACAAUAUCAUCUACACCAAUUCCACUCCCGACAAGGACAGAGGAAGCUCAAUGGAAAAUCCUCGUACAAAUUGGCGAUUCAUGUGUA
This is a messenger RNA of Cucurbita pepo subsp. pepo (vegetable marrow), 775 nucleotides long. RefSeq names its product transcription repressor OFP16. The record is from RefSeq and is a predicted model, not a curated record. Lineage: Eukaryota; Viridiplantae; Streptophyta; Magnoliopsida; Cucurbitales; Cucurbitaceae. Gene Ontology annotation, biological process: negative regulation of DNA-templated transcription.